UACAGUUACCCCUUCAUUCCUACUGCUACUGUCUGCGUCUCAAAUCUGGCCACACUGAUUGUCCUUUAAACAGCACGAAUCGCACGCUUCAUUAGCACAAUGGCAGGUUCGGCGCUUAGACGAUUGAUGGCUGAGUACAAACAGCUAACCUUAAAUCCACCAGAAGGGAUCAUCGCUGGCCCGAUUAACGAGGAAAACUUCUUCGAAUGGGAGGCACUUAUCACCGGACCAGAGGGAACAUGCUUUGAAGGUGGAGUGUUUCCGGCGAAAUUAAUAUUUCCGCCAGAUUAUCCAUUGAGCCCACCAAAGAUGCAGUUCACCUGUGAGAUGUUUCAUCCUAACAUUUAUGCAGAUGGACGAGUCUGCAUAAGCAUAUUGCAUGCACCUGGUGACGACCCAAUGGGUUACGAAAGCAGUGCGGAAAGGUGGAGCCCGGUGCAAAGCGUGGAGAAAAUAUUGUUGAGCGUAGUAAGUAUGCUGGCGGAACCAAAUGACGAAAGCGGUGCGAAUGUGGACGCAGCCAAGAUGUGGAGAGAGGAUCGUAGCGAGUUUGAGAGGAUAGCGCAGAAGUUGGUGAGAAAGACUCUAGGUAUUCCACCUUAAAGUAGAACGUAUAUUAUCUGUUAAAAAAAAGACAAAAAAAAAGAGAAAAAAGAAAGAAAGAAAGAAAAAAAGGCAAAUUGGAACAAUGGUUAUUGUUAAUUCGAUGUCGCUCGAUGAAUGACAUGUAUGGAGGAAUAAAUUUUUAUCUGUACAGUAAACGAA
This is a messenger RNA of Linepithema humile (Argentine ant), 765 nucleotides long. It is a transcript of the gene Ubc7, whose product is annotated as ubiquitin conjugating enzyme 7. The record is from RefSeq and is a predicted model, not a curated record. NCBI's taxonomy places the organism in Eukaryota, Metazoa, Arthropoda, Insecta, Hymenoptera, Formicidae. Gene Ontology annotation, cellular component: cytosol; endoplasmic reticulum.